CAUACAGAAGGUCCCCUAAGUUUCUGAUGUGCAAAUUGUUUUUACCAAUUCCCAAAAUCCCUGAAACAUAGCAAUGAUCCCCAAACGCAUCCUUAACCCUCCGCUUUCCCAAACUUCAUCUUCCACCACCGUUAAUGGCUUUCACGUUUCAGCUUCUGCUUCAAUCUCCCACACUCCUCACUCUCUAUCCGACGCCGUUUCCCUCUUCCAUCGCACCAUCAACGACCCCAAUUCGCCACCCUCUGAACUAGCAUGCAACUCUCUUAUCGGCAACCUACGCAAGGCACGACAAUACAACGUCGUCCUGUCGGUUUACCGCAAGAUGGCUUCUGCGCGCGUUUCGCCCUGGUUGACUUCUCUCACCGCGUUAACCGAAAGCUUCGUCAACUCCCAUCACCCAAGUUUCGCAGUUGGAGUCCUUGGCCUAAUGAUAAAACGCGGUUUUCGGGUUGGCGUCUAUGACAUGAACCUAGUGUUGAAGGGUUUUUCCCAGAGUGGUCAAUGCGAUAAGGCAAUGGGUUUGUUUUCUCAAAUGAAGAAAAAUAGUGAUCAUGGGGUUCCUGAUAUUGUUACUUACAAUACCCUUGUAACUGGAUUGUGUAAAGCUAAAAGAUUGGUGGAAGCUAGGGCUUUGUUUGAGGCAAUGAAGGUUGGGGAGAACAGACCCAAUUUGGUGACAUAUAGUGUUUUGAUUGAUUGUCUUUGUAAGAAUGGUGAAGUUUGUGAGGGGUUGGUUUUGUUGGAGAAGAUGGAGAGGGAGGGUUUGAAAGCUGAUGUGUUUCUGUAUAGUUCUCUAAUCAGUGUCUUUUGUGGCAAGGGUGAUGUUGAGAAGGGGAUGGAACUGUUUGAUGAUAUGUUGAGGAAGAAUGUUAGUCCCAAUGUGGUUACUUAUAGUUGUUUGAUGCAUGGUCUUUGCAAGAUUGGUCGGUGGCGGGAGGCGUCUGACAUGUUGAAGGUCAUGACGGCAAGAGGAAUUCGGCCGGAUGAUGUUACUUACUCGGUUUUGGCAGAUGGGCUUUGCAAGAAUGGGAGGGUGGAGGAUGCAAUGAAGUUGUUGGAUUUGAUGGAGCAGAAGGGGGAGGAGCCAAGUACUGUUACAUACAAUGUUCUUGUGGAUGGAUUUUGUAAGGAGGAUCGGGUGGAGGAUGCAUUUAGGAUUGUGGAAAUGAUGGCGAAGAAGGGGAAGAAGCCUGAUGUGGUAACUUAUAAUACGUUGAUGAAAGGGCUGUGUAGAACUGACAAAGUUGAUGAGGCGAUAGAUCUUUGGAAGCUGUUGGUGAGCGACAAGUUCCAUAUGAAGCCGAAUGUCUUCACUUUCAAUUAUUUGAUUCAGGGACUUUGCAAGAAAGGACGUCUUCGGGAUGCUGUGAGGAUCCAUUCUACUAUGGUUGAAACGGGGUUCAUAGGUAACAUAGUAACUUAUAAUGUUUUGAUUGAGGGUUAUCUAAGUGUUCGGAAACUUAUUAAGGCGUUGGGACUCUGGAAAUGUGCAGUAGACUCUGGAUUUUCUCCCAAUUCAAUGACUUACAGAGUUUUUAUUAUUGGUCUGUGCAAAAUGCAGAUGCUGAGUAUUGCAAAAGGACUUUUUAUUAAAAUGAAAGAUUCUGGGAUUAAACCUACAGUAGUUGAAUACAAUGCACUAAUGGCAUCUUUGUGCAGGGAAGAUAGUCUAGAGCAGGCUAGGAGUUUAUUUCAAGAAAUGAGAAAUGUGAAUCAUGAUGUUGAUGUUGUCUCCUUUAAUAUAGUAAUCGAUGGAACCCUUAAAGCGGGAGAUACUAAACAUGCCAAGGAAUUGCUAUCGGAGAUGCCUAAUAUGAAUUUGAUCCCUGAUGCCUUAACCUUUUCUAUAUUAAUAAAUAGGUUCUCAAAACUUGGGCUGUUGGAUGAAGCCAUGUCCCUCUAUGAGAAAAUGAUCUCGUCUGGUCAUGUACCUGAUGUUGUUGUAUUUGAUUCUUUGCUAAAGGGCUGUGGUUUAAAGGGAGAGACAGAAAAAAUCAUUUCUUUGCUUCAUCAAAUGGCUGAUAAGGAUGUUGUUCUGGACUCGAAAUUAACAUCUACCAUCUUAGCAUGCCUUUAUCACAUGUCAAAAGAUCUUGAUGUAGAGAAGGUUCUUCCAAAAUUUUCACAACAUAGUGAACAUACAUCAAAAGGAACAACCAUUAAAUGCCACAAGUUCUUGAUGAAGCUGAAUGAUGUUCAUCCAGAACUAAAAUUAUUUGUUGCACGAUAGUGUGUGGUUUCAGGUGCAUGAUACCAUGGUACUCUAAUGGAUUGGCAACCUGACAGUUAAUGAGUUUCGAAGUCAUGUGCAUUUCAACCAGUUGUCAUUUUAUGAUAAAGAGAUGCAAGUGUAAAGUUCUGCAUCAUGGCAUACAAUUUCCCAUUUGAUACGGAUAUGUAACAGUCAUGAAUGAGAUUUGUAUAGUGUCUUCUUACAGAGAGAAGAGAAGCUGAGGUGAUGGUGAUGAAGGAGAAUGACGAGGAGCUUUCUUUGUUCCUCAUAUGAGGAGGAGAGAGAAAGAGAAUGAGAAAAACAACCUUCUCGUUGAAAACUCUGAAGAACUUCAUUUGUCCAAUCUGGGCUUCUUGCGCCACCAGAUUCACCUCUUUUUCCUACUUUAGAGAAAGAGUCGCAAAUAUCAGUGAAGAGUGAACAGGAGACUCAUAAUACUCGUCCAACAGCUUUGAAACCUAGGGUUUAAUUGAUGAAAUGCUUUCCAGUUUCUUCUUAUGUUGCAUCCUGUAUCUCAGGUGGCUAAUAUCCAAGCAGAACCUGCUUCAAGAGGCAAUAUAGUUUUGGACCAGAGAGAAGUGAGUUCAUUUUAGUUUUAGAUUUUCUUCAUUUUUCUCUGAAGUUGGGAAAGCGGACAGUAUCUCUUCAUGCGUUCCAGCUUCUACCUUCUCUUUUGUUCAAGUUGAAAAUCAACGAAAAAACAGAUUUGUUUCUUCCUCUUAUUCUCUUCUAUUUUAUGUUUUAUUUGGAAUAGUCUGAGUGAUGAAAAGUAGACAUUAGGUUUGAUUUGCUGUUCAUUCUUGUAUCUACUUUGACUUCAAUUUCUGAUUGCAAUUGAUCUAAAGGAUCUUCAGAAUCCAAGAGUUCAGAUUUGAACUACUUAGCAGUCAAGCUUGAAGAUAUCAUGAUCAAACUUGAAUUUACGAAUUAUUUUAUUAAGAUUUUCCAGCUUUUGUUCUAUAAUCUGAAUUUUACUUUGCAAUUCUGAUUCUGGUUACUAUUUCAUGUUUUAUUCUCAUGCGAUAACAAACUUCCAAAUCAUAAACCGAAUUCUAUUUCAGU
Messenger RNA from Vigna umbellata (rice bean), 3295 nucleotides. Its product is annotated as Tetratricopeptide repeat (TPR)-like superfamily protein. The record is from RefSeq and is a predicted model, not a curated record. Gene Ontology annotation, molecular function: protein binding. Lineage: Eukaryota; Viridiplantae; Streptophyta; Magnoliopsida; Fabales; Fabaceae.